AUGGUCAAGUGCGCAAGAGUGCUAUUCUUGAUAAAAUCUGAGGGGGCGACAUUUGAGGAGAAGUUAUACACAUUCCAAUUCGAACCUCAUGUCAUCUUUGACGCUCCAGGAAAAAGACCUCAUGGAAGAGAUAUCAAGAUGGCAGAUACCUUUGCAGAGGUUCUCAACUUCACUCUGGUCAUCAAAAAAUCCCCGGAUGGUGAAUUCUGGGGGUUUCCUGACGCAAAUGGUUCCUGGAAUGGAAUGAAUGGAAAGAUGCAAAGACGAGAAGGCCACUUUGGACUUGGCUACUCAUUCCUUACUAACAAUGACAACAGAAUGGCAGCCAUUGAUUUCACGCAGUUCUAUGACUGUGAUGUAAGAAUCUGCUUCAUGACCAGAGUGGAACCUCCUGUACCUAAGUGGCAGUCGCUAUUGGCUCCUUUCAAGCUUGACACAUGGUUGGGUACUCUUAUUGGUUUACUGGUCUUCUCUCCGAUUGUCUACUUCCUGGCAAAUGGCCCGGCAUCUGGCGUUGAGGAAGUAAAAUCUCUGAAGUUACUUCAAAUAUCUUACUUGUACACGUUUGGGUACCACAUACGAGAACCCCAGGUUCAGAUUCCGAAGAGAACUGCCACAAAAGUAUGGAUUCUGUUCCUGUCGAUUCACACCCUAGUCCUUACGACACUUUACAGUGGCAACCUCACUGCCUUCCUGACGGUAGAGAAACGACAGCCCAGCAUCGAGACAAUACAGGAACUGCACGAGUCUGGCCGGUCAGUCAUUGGAAUUGGCUGCUACUUCAAGGUGUCCUUUGAGGAGUCUUCUAACGUGUACAUCAAGGACUUUGUAAACAGGUACCUGAGGUGGACUGAUGAACUAGAUUUUUCGGAUCAACUCAUCUACGGCAAAGGCGUCUUUUUGGAAACCAAGACGUUCCAGGAUUAUCUGAUUGUAACAAAUUACACCUACAAAGGUGUCGCCUCCAUGAGGAUUAUGAAGGAAUGUUAUUCGCCUCAGAACAUAGGGGUCACACUCCAGCGACACUUCCCAGUGAAGGAAAGCUUCAACAAGGUCAUUGGCAUGAUCUAUGAUACUGGUUUGAUGCUGAAGUGGUACAUGGACAUUCUAAGUCAAAGCAAGAGGAUUUCGUCAGACACCGGAGACAACGAAAUGGAGACAGGGGAGAGUCAAGGUGGCAUUCCACUGAGCUUGGAGCACCUUCAGGGAAUGUUCUACAUCUUAGUUUUUGGUCUUGCCAUUUCUGCUAUCGUCUUCUCCCUCGAGGUCUUUUUUUUCUGGGCCUCAGGACGGUCCAGUCACCACUAG
Molecule: messenger RNA, 1308 nt
Organism: Macrobrachium nipponense
Lineage: Eukaryota; Metazoa; Arthropoda; Malacostraca; Decapoda; Palaemonidae
Product: glutamate receptor ionotropic, kainate 5-like
Exons: 8
Coding region: 1-1308 (435 amino acids)
Cellular component (GO): membrane
Molecular function (GO): ligand-gated monoatomic ion channel activity
Source: RefSeq, a predicted model, not a curated record